Peronospora farinosa is the source of this 747-nucleotide messenger RNA. The record is from the annotation of a GenBank genome assembly. Lineage: Eukaryota; Oomycota; Peronosporomycetes; Peronosporales; Peronosporaceae.
AUGACCCUUCGCGCAGCUGAGCUGUUUCACAUGAUGAGUGACGCCGUGGACGAAGUCGGACCAUCGCUUGUGAAUAAAGUAAAGGGCGUUAUCAAGUUUGAUAUCAUUGGCACUGAGACGUGGCUCGUAGAUCUCAAGAACGGCAAUGGCAGUGUGAAGAUGGCAACGACAGCGGACAAGGCUGAUGUGACCAUCACUCUGUCGGAGGAAAAUUUGCUCAAGAUGAUGGCGAAUAAGCUCAACCCACAACAGGCAUUUAUGAAGGGACAAGUGAAAAUCAAGGGGAAUAUGGGACUGGCUAUGAAACUCAAUGUGGUGCUAGCGGCUACUCGCAAUUAUAUGAAGACUAAAGGCACUACAGCCACAUCUGCUACUCCUGAGACUGUCCCAGCAGCUACUACUAACGGUCUCAACUCGAAAGAGAUUUUUCGUCUACUUGGAGAAGUGGUGGCUAAGGAUGGUGAUGCUAUGGCCAAGAAAGUCAAGGGUAUUAUUCAAUUUGAUAUUAUAGGGGCUGGCAAGUGGAACUUGGAUUUGAAAAAUGCUACGCCGGCACUUACAGAAGGGGCAAAGAAGGCUGAUGUGACCAUUACAAUCAGCGACGCUGACUUUGUAGCCGUUGCGAUGGGAAAAGUUAAUGCACAACAGGCAUUCAUGAAGGGCAAACUCAAGCUCAAGGGCAACAUGACGCUCGCUAUGAAGCUGCCUGUCGUAUUCAACGCACUCAAGCCACAAUCCAAGCUGUAG